AUGGGUUUAUUCAAGAAGUCCGAUGGCGACGGCGACGACUCGAACCGCCGAGCCCUCUUUGGCUCUCGCUCAAAGAACAAGAGCCCAGCACCUGAUUCAAACCCCUACGCGAAAGCUAUUCCCACCGAUCCAUAUACAAGAGCUAAGAUCAAUGCUGGCGUAGCUCCCAUGCCAGCCCACGAACAGGCUGCAUUGAGGGCUUCCCCCGCCUUGGGGUCAGCACCCCACUCCAUUCCCUCUGACAACAAAUACGCACCAAACAAGUACGGCAACCAGGGCGGAUAUGGUAGUGAUCGAUUUGGUAGUGCUGGUGCAGGCGCUGGCGCAUCGCGAUCUGGUGGAUACGGAGGAUUAGGCAGCACUGACCCAAAUGACCCAAAUACCGGAGAUGCUGCCCGGAACGAACUUCUUGGCGGCGCCAGAGAUCGUGCUCAACGACCUUCAGGAGGACCUUCAGGAGGCCCACCUCCACCUUACUCAAAUGGUCCGAGUGAACAACCAAACUAUGGUGGCGGCAGCAAUGAGUAUAGCAUGGCCACAUUCCAGGAACGGCAGCUCACAGCCGAGGAAGAAGAGGCAGAGAGCGUGCAAGCUACGAAGCAGGACAUGCGUCAUAUCAAACAAGGCGAUGUCUCAUCCACACGAAAUGCUCUUCGCAUUGCGGCGCAGGCUGAGGAAACAGGUCGCACGACCCUUGCCCGUCUGGGUGCACAAGGUGAAAUGAUCCACAGUGCAGAGGGCAGUCUGGAUAUGGCAACUGUCCAGGGUCGCCUUGCAUCCGAAAAGGCCCGCGAGCUGAACACACUUAAUAAGAGUAUGUUCGCCGUGCACGUUUCCAACCCGUUCACCAGUGCUUCUCGUCGUCGUGCGCGUGACGAGGCAAUUCUCAAUACUCACCAUAACGAACGUGAUGCCCGUGAUGGCACCCGCUCUGAAGCACACCAGUCAAAUGCUCGUAUGGAGAAAGUGUUCCGUGAUAUUGACCGGGAAGCUGGCAAGCAAGGAAGGCCCAAGAAGGCGAAUGUUACUGAGCGUGCCAAGUACCAGUUCGAAGCUGAUAGCGAGGAUGAGGCCAUGGAAGAUGAGAUCGAGCAGAACUUGGAUCUACUCAGUGGUGCCGCUGGUCGAUUGAAUGGUCUUGCCAAGGCUACUGGCCGCGAGCUUGACGAGCAGAAUAGACACUUGGAGCGCAUCACUGGAAAGAGCGACUAUGUCGAUGAUCAGCUUGCUAUGAACAGGGCCAAAUUAGACCGGAUCCAUUAA
Molecule: messenger RNA, 1263 nt
Organism: Penicillium taxi
Lineage: Eukaryota; Fungi; Ascomycota; Eurotiomycetes; Eurotiales; Aspergillaceae
Product: putative plasma membrane SNARE protein (Sec9)
Exons: 2
Coding region: 1-1263 (420 amino acids)
Biological process (GO): vesicle fusion; exocytosis
Cellular component (GO): plasma membrane; SNARE complex
Molecular function (GO): syntaxin binding; SNAP receptor activity
Source: RefSeq, a predicted model, not a curated record